Molecule: messenger RNA, 1659 nt
Organism: Peromyscus maniculatus bairdii (prairie deer mouse)
Lineage: Eukaryota; Metazoa; Chordata; Mammalia; Rodentia; Cricetidae
Product: paired immunoglobulin-like receptor B
Biological process (GO): immune response-regulating signaling pathway; cytokine-mediated signaling pathway
Cellular component (GO): plasma membrane
Molecular function (GO): inhibitory MHC class I receptor activity
Source: RefSeq, a predicted model, not a curated record
UCCUAUUACAUCUUCAUGACACCAAGGAGAAGAGAGCCUUCAUAGCCCGUACACUUUGUUUCUUUCCAUUUGACAAAGGGACCAACUAUCUGCAAACUUGUGGUAAUUGGAAGAUACCAUGAAAACUUUUCUCACAUCCCUGCUGUGUGUUGCACUGAGUCAUCAGGGCCUCUGGAUCCUGGCAUUGGCAGGGAUCCUUUCUAAACCUACACUCAGAGCAGUUCCAAGCAAUGUGAUAACCACUGGAAACCAAGUGAGAUUCUUCUGUCAAGGGCCCUUAGAGGCCAAGGAAUAUCGUCUCUGCAAAGAAGGAAGUCCAGAUUGCUUGAUACCAACAACCCUAAUAGAAACCAAGAACUUGGCCAAAUUCUCUUUCACAUCAAUUGAAUGGAAUAAUGCAGGCCAAUAUAGGUGUGAAUAUAAAAGCCCCAAUGGCAAAAGAGAACACAGUGACUACCUGGAGCUGGUGGUGACAGGAGUUCACAACAGCAAUGUGACCCUGUCAGCCAUUCCCAGCCCAGUGGUGACUGCAGGAGGAAAUGUGACCCUUCAAUGUGUGUCACAACAUCCAUAUGACAGGUUCAUUCUGAUGAAGGAAGAUGAGAAGUUCUCCCCGGCUUUGCCCUCACAGAAUAUACACCCUGAGCUCUAUGGAGCCCUGUUCACAGUGGGUCCUGUGACCCCCAACCAGAGGUGGAGGUUCACAUGCUAUGGGUAUUACGAGAGCAGCUCCCAGAUGUGGUCGGUGCCCAGUCCCAACUUAGACCUUCUGGUCUCAGGGACCCUCCAGAAACCCACCAUCUCGGCUGAGCCGGGCUCUGUGAUCACCUCAGGGAAUCCUGUGACAAUCUGGUGUGAGGGAAUUAAGGAAACCCAAAUGUAUAUCCUGUAUAAAGAAGGAAGCCCACCAUCCUGGAACAGAUUAACUGCACCAGUGCCUGAUCACAAGGCCAAGUUUUUCAUCCCAUCCAUGAGAGAACACAAUGCAGGACGAUAUUACUGUUACUGUUAUACCUCUGCUGGGUGGACACAGCACAGUGACUCCCUGGAGCUGGUGGUGACAGGUGUCCACCAUGGCAAACCUACUCUGUCAGCUUUUCCCUGCCCUGUGUUGACCUCAGUUGGGAAUGUAACCCUUCAGUGUGUCUCAUCCAAAGGAUACAAUGUGUUCAUUUUGACUGGGGAAGAUCUGAAGUUCUCCAGGUCCCAAAAGUCACAGCUCAUAUACACUGGACAGUCCUUAGCUCUGUUUCCUGAGAUCUCCAUGACAUCCAGCAAGAGUGGUCCCUUCAGAUGUUAUGGAUACUAUACAAAUACAUCACAUGUGUGGUCAGAGGCCAGUGACCCUUUGGAGCUACAUUUCUCAGCCUCGCAGUCCCAGGAUCACACAGUGGAGAACCUCAUCCGGAUGGUCAUAGCUGGCUUGAUCCUCAUAGUUCUUGGGAUUGUGCUGUUUGAAGCUUGCCACAGCCAGAGAAGGUCCUUGAAUGCAUCCUAGAAGUGAAGAAGAGAGACAGCCAUAGUCCUUGCCUCGUGACCAAGUCUGGGAAAUAAAUUUGAGAAUAUCAGGUGUUAUUUACCAGAAGAUUCCAUGUUUAAUAUUGGGCAUCAGUUGUGAGAAAGGAUUCAGGAAAUAAAUUUAUUUUGGGUGCAGAAAAA